This is a messenger RNA of Cottoperca gobio, 2450 nucleotides long. RefSeq names its product BTB/POZ domain-containing protein 1-like. Gene Ontology annotation, cellular component: P-body; cytosol. The record is from RefSeq and is a predicted model, not a curated record. Gene Ontology annotation, molecular function: protein binding. Gene Ontology annotation, biological process: neurogenesis. NCBI's taxonomy places the organism in Eukaryota, Metazoa, Chordata, Actinopteri, Perciformes, Bovichtidae.
AGUUGAAUGAAAAAAAGUGUUUUGAAGGAAGUGUGCGUCUGCGUCAUUUCUGUAGAGACGCAAGCUAGCAAAGCUAAACAUCAAAGAACGAUGGCGUCCAUCGCGAUGGAUACCACGUAAAUAAAUAACGGCUCAUACGGUACGGUCGGUGAUUUUCGUGUGUCAUUGUCGGUGCUUUGUGUGAGUAGAAUUAAAAAAAAUAGAAGCGUGUCGUUAUGGCGACCGGGAGCGGCGGCAGCAGCGUCGGCUUAGCGUCAAACCAUAACGGUCAGGAGGCAGCAUCCAACUCGGUUCAGUCUGGAGCCGCAGCGGUGCUGUCCAACGCGCCAGCCUCCGGUCCUGCCCGGUCUGCCUCCCCGCCUGUCCUCGGCCUUCACCGGGAGCCCAUGUACAACUGGCAGGCGACGAAGAGCUCCCUGAAGGAGCGCUUCGCCUUCCUCUUCAACAACGAGCUGCUCAGCGACGUCAGGUUCAUAGUGGGAAAGGGCAGACAGGCCCAGAGGAUACCGGCCCAUAAAUUCGUCCUGGCCGCUGGCAGUGCCGUUUUUGAUGCCAUGUUCAACGGAGGGAUGGCUACAACCUCGUCUGAAAUAGAGCUACCUGAUGUGGAACCAGCAGCCUUCCUCGCCCUGCUCAGGUUCUUGUAUUCAGACGAGGUCCACAUUGGUCCAGAGACUGUGAUGACGACUCUGUAUACGGCUAAGAAGUACGCUGUUCCUGCUCUGGAAAGUCACUGUGUGGAUUUCCUCACUAAACACCUCCGAGCGGACAACGCGUUCAUGCUCCUCACUCAGGCAAGGUUAUUUGAUGAGCCUCAACUUGCCAGUCUCUGCUUGGACACUAUAGACAAAAGCACUGCGGACGCAAUAAACGCAGAGGGGUUUACAGAUAUUGAUCUCGACACCUUAUGUGCAGUGCUACAAAGAGACACACUCAGUAUCAGGGAGAACCGCUUAUUUGGGGCGGUGGUACGCUGGGCAGAUGCCGAGUGUUACAGACAACAGCUUCCCCCGACAUCGGACAACAAACAGAAGGUUCUGGGGAAAGCCCUCCCGCUCAUCCGCUUCCCGCUCAUGACUGUUGAAGAGUUUGCUGCAGGGCCUGCCCAGUCUGGAAUAUUGUUCGAUCGGGACGUGGUAAAUCUUUUUUUACACUUUACAGUAAACCCGAAACCACGGGUCGACUACAACGACAGGCCCCGCUGCUGCCUCAGGGGGGAAGAGUGCAGCAUUAAUAGAUUCCAGCAGGUUGAGAGUCGAUGGGGGUACAGUGGUACCAGCGACAGAAUCAGAUUCAAUGUUAACAAAAGAAUAUCCAUAGUGGGUUUUGGCUUGUAUGGUUCAAUACAUGGACCCACUGACUAUCAGGUCAACAUACAGAUUUUAGAGAGCGACAAACGCAUUACUCUGGGGCAGAACGACACAGGUUUCAACUGUGACGGCACCGCAAACACCUUCAGAGUGAUGUUCAAGGAGCCUGUGGAAAUCCUACCCAAUGUCAGCUACACUGCAUGUGCCACCUUAAAGGGCCCAGACUCCCACUACGGCACAAAGGGGUUGAAGAAGGUGACGCAGGAAUCAGCAAUGGGGAUCAAGACAACGUUUUUGUUUUUUAGCUCACCGGGAAAUAACAACGGUACAUCAGUGGAGGACGGCCAGAUACCAGAGAUCAUCUACUACGCUUAGACUUAACACGGUGUCAUGCAGGUACACUGAACCAGGGAGACCUCAGACUGCUGGGAAGACUAGACUGCUGGAGAUAAACGUAGUGCCUCAGGAUCCCUUGGAAUAAUGAAUGUGUGUGUGUGUGUGUGUGUGUGUGUGUGUGUGUGUGUGUGUGUGUGUGUGUGUGUGUGUGUGUGUGUGUGUGUGUGUGUGUGUGUGUAUAUGCUGUGUGGAAGUAAGCAGAGUCGUCUGAAAAUAAAAAAGCUUUUUUGGGCAUAAUCUGUACCUUCAGUUGUAAAUGAUCUGAGUACUGAUGUCCUGUCUGUGUGUUGUUAUCAGUAAGCUGCCAGUGCAGGAGUUAAUCCUACACGAGUGAAACUAGAGAGACAGCUACCAUUUCUUGGUCGCCGCCAUUUCUAUUUUAUUUUCUCAGUUUAUGCUGAUGCAUUUACCGAAAGUAUAAUAUUUGCAUAUUUUUUUAUUGUGCACUGUUAUCAUUUAUUCAGCAGGUGUCUUCAAGUACUUUGUUUUUGCAUUGUAUUAAGGAUCCAUAUGUGUUAUGUAACUUCGCCAGUGGUACAUGCUGUAAUUUAUGACUUCAUGUUUGCUUAGCACUUCAUUAAAAUGUAAAAUAAGAACACAAAAAAAACACUCGAGGACUUUUAUGGUGGAAUAAAAGUCUAUUUAUAGCUUUUUGGCAAUAAAAUGUGGUAAGAUUGUUUCCUUUGAUAAACUCCAGAUAAAGUGGGUAUUGGGCAUGUAUCAUGAAUCUUUUAUUGUUCCUCU